AUGCCCCAACUACCGUUUAUUUUCUGCCCACGCCCCAGUGUUGCGCAUGUCCGGCCAACAGGAUUGAUCCCCACAAGUGGCCAAUGGAGUGCGGAUGUUGCAAGUGUAACGCUGCUGUGUGACAACGACGAUGAUGAUGGUGGUGGCGGUGGUGGUGGCGGCGAUGAUGCCCGCCAUUUGGUUGGCAUGAUGGUCGUGAAAGCGGCCCACUUGCAGGCGGAAGUAUACAAAUGCGAGACAUUGAGGAGAGGUGCACCAUCACCAGCAUCACUACAAUUAUUGUCAUUGACAGCGUUGGUGAUGUUGUGUGGAGGUGGGUGUGUUGUAGAGGAGGGAGGAGGUGGUUGGUGGGAGGAAGGUAAGGUGUUGGAGUUGUGUUUGGUGUGGUUGGGUGACGAAAUGGGAGGUGAAAGUGGUUGA
Molecule: messenger RNA, 420 nt
Organism: Hydatigera taeniaeformis
Lineage: Eukaryota; Metazoa; Platyhelminthes; Cestoda; Cyclophyllidea; Taeniidae
Source: the annotation of a GenBank genome assembly